AUGGGUGUUGAUAACGAAAAGAAAAGGUCUACUUCAGAUUCUUCAGCUUCACCGCGUGCCAAAAGGCUGAAACCAAUGCAGGAGUUGAGUGAGUCAGGACCAUUGACUCAGGCAGACGUAGUCUAUUUCCAAAAGGAAGCUAUUUGGAGACAGAUGAUACAAUACAAGCAACAGAUGAUGUCUAUGCGUCUGGAGUUAAUAAGAUUACAACGAGAAUCAGAUGCUCUGAAGCAUAUUGUUUGUGUAUUGACUGGAUGGUACGAGCAGAUACUUGCUCUUUUUGAUGAACUAAACAGUGAAGAAACGAGCGAUUUAUUAUUAGCUAUUACAAAAAACGAUGAUGAACGACUUGAAUUAAUUCGAAAGAAGUUAUCGAACUUAAUUUCGAGUAAAGUGACAUUUGAUUCCGACAAGUACGAGAAGGUGUGUGGAGAGUUGGCUCUUCUUUCUCGCCAAAACGAACAGAUUCUAGAAGAAAAGCGUUCACUUUGUGCAAAAAUCGACGAAUUAGAGUCCAAAAUAAUUGAGUUGAACAAAGAGUAUGAGAGAGCUCAGUCAAAGACGUUAAGGAGGUUGGAUUCACAAAGACACAUCAAAACCGAGGAGGAUGAGAAAUCAAACACCAAAGAAGAGAACCCACAACCAAACGGACAUCACAAGGAAAAUGACAAGAAUGCCCAAGUGGAUUCUGAAGAACUAGAUCAUCUUAAAUGUGAAUUGGAUAAAUUGAAAACAGCUAACCAACUUCUUGUGCAACAAGUGGAAGAACUUACUAAAGAGAACCAAUCUUUAAUUCAAAAGUCAUUGAAUUUGGACAAUAAGCUACACAAUUUGGAAGAGUCGGAUUUGGAAGACAAUAUCUACUACAAAAAAAUUGUCAAAAACAAUCAAUCAUUGCAAGAACAAAUUGGUAAACUCACCAAACUUAACUCAAGUAAUGUAUCACGCUUAAAUGAUUUGGAAAGACAACAAAACGAUUUAAAGUCUGUCAUCGAAGGUGAAAUAAUCGAAGAAAACGAAAAAUUGAAACUGCAGCUACAUGAAAGCGAAAACAAUUUGGUGAGAAUCAGAACCACUCGUGACGAGUUGUUGUCUAAAAACAACAUUUUAACCAGUCAAUUGCAAGAUCAGAAGACAAACGAGUCUUUAGUGGAGCUAAACAAUGUUCUUUCCAAUAGGGUUGAGCUAUUGACAGAGGAGAGAUUAGAAGCCAUUGUUGGCACACCUGGUGAUGCUAAACUUGAAGAUUUAUCUCAACAAGAAUUGAUUCACAAGAUUGGCCAAUUGAAUAACGAAAUUAAAGAAGUCGAGUUGGCUUUCAAACAAACAAGAGAAAUCACAUUGAAAAAGUUGACUAGCUCGAUUGAUCAAGAAAACUUGACAAAAAAACUAACCAUUGAGAAGAAUAAAGCCGACCAAAAAUAUUUUUCUGCCAUGAGAGUGAAGGAUUCAUUAACGAAUGAAAACAAGUUGUUGAAGAUUCAAAUUGCUAAAUCACAAGAUUUAAUUAAAAACCUCAAUGAUUUGGAAAAGAAAUAUUUGAAUAAAAUUGAUCUUUUAAGCAAUCAGUUGGUUGAUUUUAGGAUUAUCAAGGAAAACUCACUAGCAGAAAACUCGAAGUUACAUGAUGAAUUGAAGACUUUGACUAUUGCCCAGGGUGCGUUACAACAAGAAGUCGAAAGAGUAAACAACAAGUUGGAAUCUACUUUGAAAGAGAAUACUGAUUUGCAGGACUCAAAUAAGAAACGAGAUCUUGAAUUGGUCAAGCUUCAGAAGCAAUUGCAAAGCACCGAGAACAUCUUACAGAAAUACAAAACAAACAAUACCAAUUCACUUUUACAAGAAGAUGAGCAGCAGCUAGAGGCUUUAAGAUCAAUAGCCAAGUGUUCAGUAUGUUCAAAGAAUUGGAAGGACACAGCAAUCACAGUUUGUGGUCAUGUAUUUUGUUCCAAAUGUACACAGGAAAGGUUGGCUGCCAGAUUGAGAAGGUGUCCCAGUUGCAAUCGAGGAUUUUCUGCUAACGACUUGUUAUCAAUUCACUUGUAA
Molecule: messenger RNA, 2046 nt
Organism: Candida dubliniensis CD36
Lineage: Eukaryota; Fungi; Ascomycota; Pichiomycetes; Serinales; Debaryomycetaceae
Gene: BRE1
Product: E3 ubiquitin-protein ligase
Exons: 1
Coding region: 1-2046 (681 amino acids)
Cellular component (GO): nucleus; HULC complex
Molecular function (GO): ubiquitin protein ligase activity
Source: RefSeq, a predicted model, not a curated record